UCCCGGGGCCUUCGUGGGGAGCAACCGCACUCUCCCGCGCCCGUGCUUUCGCCUGCGCCGGCCACCCUCGCCGCGAGGUCGGCUGGCCGGAUCUGGCUGACCAGCUCGCCCUCCGGUCUGACCCGAGGCUCCCGGGCCGGCUGCCGGGGACCCGCCCACCAGACACUGCAGGUCCCCGCCGUGCCAGUAGAGACUCCCCGCGGUUGAUGACACCUGGCGGAGGGCUGCGAUGGAGGGGGAUGCCUCUGACUCUAAGGUGACUAUUAAGAAUAUCGAAAAGGAGCUUAUUUGCCCGGCAUGCAAGGAGCUGUUUACACACCCGUUGAUUCUCCCCUGUCAGCACAGCAUCUGUCAUAAGUGUGUGAAAGAACUCUUACUGUCUCUCGAUGAUUCAUUCACUGAUGUGGCGUCCGACAACUCUAAUCAGAGCAGUCCUAGACUUCGGCUCACCUCCCCUAGCAUGGAUAAGAUCGACAAAAUUAACAGAACAGGCUGGAAGCGUAAUUCACUGACCCCAAGACCAACGACGUUUCCUUGUCCCGGCUGUGAGCAUGAUGUGGAUCUUGGAGAGCGAGGAGUCAGUGGCCUGUUUCGAAAUUUCACUUUGGAAACAAUUGUCGAGCGAUACCGGCAGGCUGCCAGGGCCGCCACAGCCAUUAUGUGUGACCUCUGUAAACCACCACCCCAGGAAUCUACGAAGAGCUGCAUGGACUGCAGUGCAAGCUACUGCAAUGAGUGCUUCAAAAUUUACCAUCCUUGGGGCACCGUAAAAGCCCAGCAUGAGUAUGUGGGCCCCACCACUCAUUUCAGACCCAAGGUUUUAAUGUGCCCAGAACACGAGACAGAGAGGAUAAACAUGUACUGUGAGCUGUGCAGAAGGCCCGUCUGCCACCUCUGCAAGUUGGGUGGGAAUCAUUCCAAUCACCGGGUAACCACCAUGAGCAGCGCCUACAAAACCUUAAAGGAGAAACUUUCAAAGGACAUUGAUUUCCUUAUUAGUAAGGAAAGCCAGGUGAAGAGUCAAAUUUCUGAACUAAACUUGUUAAUGAAAGAAACAGAGUGCAAUGGAGAGAGGGCAAAGGAAGAAGCGGUGGCGCAUUUCGAAAAGCUCUUUGAAAUCUUAGAAGACAGGAAGUCAUCUGUUCUAAAAGCCAUUGAUGCCUCUAAGAAACUAAGACUAGACAAAUUUCACACUCAAGUGGAAGAGUACCAGGGCCUUCUAGAGAACAAUGGGCUUGUGGGAUACGCCCAGGAAGUGCUGAAGGAGACGGAUCAGUCCUGUUUUGUGCAGACUGCGAAGCAGCUCCAUCUCAGAAUACAGAAAGCUACGGAAUCCCUGAAGAGCUUUAGACCUGCAGCCCAGGCUUCUUUUGAAGACUAUGUUGUUAACACAUCCAAACAAACAGAGGUGCUCGGAGAAUUAUCCUUUUUCUCUAGUGGCAUAGACAUUCCCGAGAUCAACGAGGAACAGAGUAAAGUGUAUAAUAACGCCUUGAUAAACUGGCACCAGGCAGAGAAGGACAAAGCCGACAGCUAUGUUCUCGAAUACCGGAAGGUUAACAGAGACGAGCAGAUGAUGCCGUGGAACGAGAUAGAAGUGCACGGCACAAGUAAAGUUGUCUCCAACCUGGAAAGCAGCAGCGCCUACGCCUUCCGAGUGAGAGCCUACAGGGGCUCCAUCUGCAGCCCCUGCAGCAGAGAGCUGGUUCUGCACACUCCUCCAGCUCCAGUUUUCAGUUUCCUGUUCGAUGAAAAGUGUGGCUAUAAUAAUGAGCACCUCCUGCUGAACCUGAAAAGAGACCGCGUGGAGAGCAGAGCUGGAUUUAACGUCCUUCUUGCUGCGGAACGCAUCCAAGUGGGCUACUACACAAGCUUAGAUUACAUCAUCGGAGAUGUCGGGAUGACGAAAGGGAAGCACUUCUGGGCCUGCCGUGUGGAACCUUAUUCAUACCUGGUGAAAGUGGGAGUUGCUUCCAGUGACAAACUGCAAGAGUGGCUGCGGUCUCCCCGGGACACGGCUAGUCCAAGAUAUGAACAAGACAGUGGGCAUGACAGUGGAAGUGAAGACGUCUGUUUUGAUUCUUCACAACCUUUUACAUUAGUUACUAUAGGCAUGAAGAAAUUUUUUAUUCCCAAGUCACCUACUUCUUCUAAGGAACCAGAAAAUAGAGUUUUUCCUAUGCCAACAAGUAUAGGGAUUUUCCUUGACUGUGAUAGAGGCAAAGUGAGCUUUUAUGAUAUGGAUCAUAUGAAAUGCCUGUAUGAGCGCCAGGUGGACUGUUCACAUACAAUGUAUCCGGCAUUUGCCUUAAUGGGCAGCGGAGGAAUUCAGCUCGAAGAACCUAUCACGGCAAAGUAUCUAGAGUAUGACGAGGAUGUGUAGCUUGGACACCCCGUGUGACGAGGAUGAAAACUGUGAACAAAGCCUUGCCUUGGUGUUAGACUUCGAAACUAAUUACAUAUCAUUUACAUCUCCUGUCACCACACCUGUUUGUAGCGUGUGAUUGUCUGUUUUGUUUUGUCUUGUUUGACUUUGACUCACAGGGUCUUGUGAUGUAGCCCAGGCUGGCCUCAAACACCGUCCUCCUGGGUGCUGGGAUUAUAGAUGGGCACCAUCCUACCCAGCUAGUACAUGCUUCUAGAACUCCCAAGGCCUUCACAGCCUUGCCUUUUCCGUGCCAGGGUUCUGCCUUUUACAGAUGGUAGGAGUGGAGAUAUUCUGUCCUAACGGGUCCUGGAUAGAUGACUUUACAAUCAAAGUCCUUCUCUUUGGGCACAGGGACUCUAAUUGAUUUAAGGCAGCUGAUGUUGCUACUAUUUACAUUCCUUUUGUUGUGGGGUUGGGGUGGGAUACAGAGUAUUUAUUGUGGUUUCUCCGAGUUUGUUCUUUCCUUUUCUUCCCAUUUUGUAUCAUGUUCAUUUCCAAAGAGAAAAUAUUUUUAAAUGCCUAUUGAUAGGAAUUAGUACUAAGCCACGUGUCUUGGAUUUGUUGUUAAUAGUAAAAUAAAGUUAUAGAUAGGUGAAAUGACAAAGGCCAUAAAAUGGUAGUAUAUUUAAGUAGAAAAUUAUGCAUUUUAAAGUGUGUAACUACUGAGCAUGUAUCCAUUGCCUGGCAAAUGAAUACUGCUUUUUUGUUUUUGUUAUUAUUAUUUUUUUUAGACCACAGACUGUAUUGAUAAGGACAUCUCUACGAGCGUCCUUAGCCGUAAUGCUCAUUAUCUGGCGUAUGUAGAGAGUAUGGUCUCUUAUAGAAAUACAAGGUCCUUGAGCACAUGGAACUUUUCACUACAAUGUAUUUUUUUUUCCAGGAAAUCUUAUCUUCAACUUUUCUUACUUUAGAAAAUGUUCGUUCCUAUUUAUAGCAAAGAAUUAUUUUUCAGGAAUACUAGUUAAGACUGACAGUGAACACCUGUCUUCCUGUGUCGUGGGACUUUUCUGUUUUGGGCACAGAUGUUACACAUCAGGGUUUUCUGGCUUUGGUUUACAGAUUUAAGAAGUUCACUAUUCGUGUUUAGCAGCAUCAAAAUCCCAGACAUGCUACAUGUCCCGACUGUCCAGUUGGGUGACAUUGUAGGUGGGCACAUUAUGUGGUCAAGCACUUGGAGUGUGCAUCAGGAAGAGACAAAAUUCUUUAGACAGGAGUAGCUAAAAUUAAAAGGAUUGUGUAUGGUCAGUUUGAAGAAUUACACCUUUUCUAAAUUGGAUGUUUCUGCAAGAUUAUCUUCUGGGUACUGAAAUCUAUCUUUUUAGGUAGCUGAUUUUUAUUUAAACUGCCUUUUAAAAAGUUAAAAUGUCCAGAUACUAAGACUUACAUGUUUUUAGCACUGAUCUCUUAUGGAAGCUUAAUAUUUUAGUAGAGUAACCAACAUUUUUGGAAGCUGUUUAUUUUACUGAAUUAUUUUUUAAUGAAGGCUGUUAGGCCAUUCACUGCAUUAGUUCCAGCACUGACACACACACACACACACACACACGCACACAGACACACCUACUCGUGUAGAGAGAUCUGGAGAAUGUCUGUUUGGGAUUGCCAUUCCUCUUUCAUUUAUAUCUAGCACUUUAUGACAUAGGAAACAAAGAGAAUGUACAGUGUUACCUGGAUCAUUGUGCAAUAAAGCUGCUAAGGUCACCACGUGUGUGUGGUUAGUGUGAUACCCAAUACUCAUGCAAGCACAUGUCCUGUAGACAUUUUAAAAUGUAAAGCUUUAACAGGAAUCAGAAAAGGAAGCUGUUUCAAACACUGUAUCACUGUAUAGAAAUUGCUUAGUGGAAUUUCAUUUUUAAUAAAAAAAAUAA
Molecule: messenger RNA, 4293 nt
Organism: Psammomys obesus (fat sand rat)
Lineage: Eukaryota; Metazoa; Chordata; Mammalia; Rodentia; Muridae
Gene: Trim36
Product: tripartite motif containing 36
Exons: 10
Coding region: 230-2383 (717 amino acids)
Molecular function (GO): zinc ion binding; protein binding
Source: RefSeq, a predicted model, not a curated record